GAAAGCCGGGGGGGAUGGGGCGAAGAGCGUGAGCACACAACGAGCGUGCGCCUGUACCAUUUUCAGGGUGGUGAGUGUGGAUUUUUUUCCGUUUCAAACCGCACAGUAGCGAAGCGUGGAUCUGGAAUUCAUUCGUGGGAUGACAGGCUGCGCAAAGCCCUUGAGGAGCAAGAGCAAGACCACCAAACCGCGAGUACUGUCCGUGCUAUCGCAUAUCACGGAGCCGGCGGCCGCGCCCAUUAUGAGACGGAAGCCCUUCCUUUUCACUUUGAAAGAAGUAGAAAGAAAAACUAUUUGUCUUGGACGGAACAGCCAGCUGCAGCUCUGAGUACUAGAAAUUAGCUAGUUUACUUGGGUAGAGAGAUAGUUCCAGUACGAAGUAGCCGGAUAAAUAAUUCUUGGGGUCGUGCUGGCUCCUGCGAACGAGUGGUUGAGGGCACCGGAGCCGGCUGUAGAUGAGUCCGGUGGCGAGUGAGAAGUUUGACCGUGUCAGGUGGUUGGCCCAGGACCUUGGCCCCACUCAGCGACUUUUCGCUUCACAUGUUUUCCGAAACUUGAGUGCCCCGCCGGCUCAUCUCUCGCGAACUUCUGCCACGCUCGCCAACUUCUGCCACACUCGCCAGCUCCUGCCACGCUCGCCAGCUCCUGCCACCCUCGCCAACUUCUGCCACCCUCGCCAACUUCUGCCACCCUCGCCAGCCUCUGCCACCCUCGCCAACUAUUGCCGGAUGCCUUCAGGCUACUGCCGUGCUCUGCAGUCAUUCUCGCUUGCGUGACAGACUUGGGCCACCAGCUUAGCGGAAUACCAGAAAAAGCGACACAGUAGCUACUUACCGCGCCCCAGAUGCCGCCAAAAAAGUAAGCCUUAAAUAUUGCAUGUCGUGCCAGUGCCUAUAUCUUUGCAGGCCCAGAGAGCGCGCCCUGCAUGGGCCCGCAUCGCUGGGCAUAGGUUAGAAGCAACGAGACAGACAAGACAAACGAAGCAAGCCAGUAAGCCAAGCUAGCCGCGACGCGCAGCCGGCUCCGAAUGGACCAGCAAGCACUGGCGCUGGCAAUGGCUAGGCUUGGCCAGCAGGCUGGCUAUGGCUAAGCUAGCAAGCUGGGGCGGGUGGCUAUGGCUAGGCUUACGGGCUGUCUGUGGCUAAGCUAGCAAGCUAGCAAUGGCUAAGCAGCUAGAAAGCUAGCUACGGCGAAGCAUGGCAGCCAGCUAGCAAGCUAGCGAUGGCCAAGCAGGGGCUAGCGAGGUAGCAACGGCUACGCAGCUAGUAGCGUGCUAGCGAUGGCCACGCGGCUAGGAAGCUAGCUAUGGCGAAGCAGCUAGCAAGCCCACCAUGGCCAGCCUCGCAAACUAUAUGCGGCGAAGCUAGCGAUCUUAUUUCUAGCUAAGCUGCGAGCAGGCUGGCCCUGGCUAAGCAGCUAGCAAGCUCGCCCCCGCGGCUAAGCUAGCAAGCUAAGGCCUUUAGCUGGUGGCUCUUCAGUAAGUGCUUAGGAUUAGGAUGAGCCAAAUUCUAUUACAAGGGCCUCCUUAAGGAGCUCCCAGAAGGGCCACUUUUUGCCCUUAAGGGAGGCCUAAGCCUAUAGGCGAUCUCUAUAAUAAAAGUAAAAAGAAACUCCUUCAGGGGCGCCAUUUCCUUGGGAAAGCUCCUUGAGGCGGUCUCCUUUUUUUAACGUAAGCAAGCUUUUAAAGCUUGCUUGCCUGCGUUAUAAGUGUUAAUAUCAUAAUGGGAGUGCGUUGCCGUUAGCGUUUUAUUUACUUCUUUGCGGAAAAUGGUUUUGAAAGUGAAGGGCGAAGGGCUUUGCUCGAUAGCCCGGACAGAGCUACGACGCAGCCAAGAAAGACUGCUGCCUCAGCUUCCUUCCGGUGUCGGCAAUCUGGUGGCCAAUCUCAUCUAAGGCUGCUGCUAGGGAUUCAUCCGCAAGGAUAUCCGGGGAAGAAACCCUCGGUACAGAGAUGAAGAGGGUGCACCAGGGCGCUCAUCUGCACGGUGGUGAGACCCUCGGUGAAGAGAUGAAAAGGCGCACCUCCAGGGCGCUCAUCUCCACGAUGGUGGGGCCCUCUGUGUAUGUGAAGAGAUGAGAAGGCGCACCAGGGCGCUCAUCUUCAUGAUGGUGAGGCCCUCUGGGAAUAGAUGAAAAGGGGCACCAGUGCGCUCGUCUUCGUGAUGGUGAGGCUCUCUGUGAAGAGAUGAAAAGGCGCACCAGGGCGCUCAUCUUCACGAGGGUGAGGCCCUCCAUGAAGAGAUGAAAAGCCGCCCCUGAAUACUCAUCUCGAACACAGGGGGAGGGCUAUAAUUGUAUCCGGCACCGCCACCGGCUCCGACCCAGUGCCGGCGGCCCAUCUAAGUUUACCAGACGGUGCAGUUGCUGACUGUGAGAUCGAGAGCAAGCACUACACGAGAGUGGACGGCGAGAGCAAGACCAGUUUCCAUGUAGCUGGUUGCGUCCCGUACUUAAGGCUAGCUGGCAGUCACUAUCUGGCGCGCGGCAUUCCUCCGGAGGAAGGUCCCCUUUAUAAUGUAAAUGGGGAACUAAGCAUAAACGGGGCAACUCAACCAGCCACCGAUAGUGGUUGCCUAGCGUUAGAAGACGCUUCGGCAGAUAUGGAACGCGUACUAUUAAGGAAAGCGCCCCUCCUUCUGGCUCUGCUCGGUUUUCAUUGCUUUUUUAGAUGGGAGAGAAAGUCGAGGAGGCAUAAGAAACUGAUGCAAGAGAAUUCACUCGCCAAGGCAGGACCUCGCCAAGGCAGGCGAAUUCGCUCGACAAGGUCCUGCACUGUGUGGCCGGAGUCCGGGAGACUAUGUAGCUUCUGUAGGAAGAUUUGGCUGCCUCGCUCUAAUACUCGGCCCCCAACGAAAUACGGCGAUCGCGAUCGCGCGUGGAGUCUACUGGGCUAGACUCGCUCCAGCAUGUGCGAACGCCUUGCAGCAGCAAGCGUGCACACGGGCAAAGGGCUGUAGAUGGAUUGGAGAGUAUGCAGUGAUCCCUUGCGCGAGGGAUGUGUAGCGAGACAUAUUCAACAGGCAGUAUUUUCAAGAACUGCGUGUGAGUUAGAGUCAGCGCCGCCAUGGAUCAUAUUUCCAAGAAAUAGAGCCAAGAUCUUUAACCACUACGACAGUUGCGGUUGCAGUCUCUGCUUUGACUUAAGCCGCAAGAGCAUAAGCCCUGACCUGACAAGAAGAAGAAUACUUUUGAAAAAGUUUUUCCGAUGAACAAGACAGGCAAACAGGCUUCGCCUCAUCUUCUCCCCCUGGCCAGCGGACCGUGCAAAAAUGAACCCAAUCAAAUCUACUCUCUCUGCCUGAGAGAAGAAGACCCUGUCACGAACGUGUACGCCCCGAAAUUUUGAGAGAUGCAAAGGCCACGCUAUCGCCCGGGGGAAAGG
Messenger RNA from Amoebophrya sp. A25, 3382 nucleotides. NCBI's taxonomy places the organism in Eukaryota, Dinophyceae, Syndiniales, Amoebophryaceae. The record is from the annotation of a GenBank genome assembly.